UUUGCUCGUGGUCGAGUUUUUUGCCUGAUCGUCCCUUAAUCAAUUAUAAUCACCUGUACGGUUUUUGGCGUAGUUUUCCUUAUAAACCGAGCCAACUAUAUUCUUCUUUAUGAAAUCGCGGGAGCACCCUGCUUUCUUGAUGAAAUUCCUUCGAAAAAAUAUUUGUAGUUGGAAUUUAUCCGCAACCGACAUGCAGUCAUAAAUCGUGUUGCAAUGUUCUUAAUGCCUGGCGCGCCGAAGAUUUCUUCAUUUGUUGUCAAAUCAUACUCCUGAGUGAAUGCUAAGAAAGUUUCUCGACGGCCUGCUUUGAAGGGUUGUGAUUACAGUGUGUUCCAUCGUUUUCCAGGGACCCCAGGACGUCCGUGAUGACAAUACCUGCAUGCUGCGUUGGUCUUGGACUUUGGUAUAUGAAGAAGGUUGAAGAGCAUGCUGAGAAGUCCACCCGCCCGUCGAGGAUUGACUGGGUCGAAGCUGGUGUUGUCUCUCCGGUUGUGAGGAACCAAAAAAGUUGUGGCUGUUGUUGGGCGAUGGCGGCUGCAGCCUCAGUGGAAGCAAUACACAUCCUGAAAACCUCGCAGAAGAUCUCCCUGUCAGUUCAAGAGCUCAUUGACUGUGAUUACAGCAACAGUGGCUGCUGGGGUGGUUUCUCUCUUCGCGCUCUCCGGUAUAUACAAAGGAAUGGACUCUCGAGCGAAUCCUCCUACCCAUACCGGGCUCGGAGAGGUAUUUGCAAGAAGGACAAAUCAGUAGCAGCAAGGAUAUCAGGCUUUCGGUUUGUCUACUGGACCGAGGAGGCUCUAGAGAAAGCAGUAGCGAGGCAGCCCGUGAUUGUCAGUUUACAGGGCACAAUUUAUCUUGAUAAUUACAAAGGGGGCAUCAUGGACUAUGAAGCCUUGCCAACAAGAACUAACAUGCAUAAUGUCUUGAUUGUUGGUUAUGGCACGGAUCCCAGCGGCGUUAAGUAUUGGCGCUUCAAGAACUCAUGGGGAGAUAGUUGGGGCGAGGGUGGGUUUGGGAGGAUCCGCAGGCAUGUUGCUGACAAGCGAGGUGUCUUGGGUAUGUUUAUGGAGCCAGGACUAUAUCCAGUGCUUAAUAUCUGA
Molecule: messenger RNA, 1100 nt
Organism: Aegilops tauschii subsp. strangulata
Lineage: Eukaryota; Viridiplantae; Streptophyta; Magnoliopsida; Poales; Poaceae
Source: RefSeq, a predicted model, not a curated record